Molecule: messenger RNA, 2910 nt
Organism: Anopheles maculipalpis
Lineage: Eukaryota; Metazoa; Arthropoda; Insecta; Diptera; Culicidae
Exons: 3
Coding region: 1-2910 (969 amino acids)
Biological process (GO): regulation of transcription by RNA polymerase II
Cellular component (GO): nucleus
Molecular function (GO): DNA-binding transcription factor activity, RNA polymerase II-specific; RNA polymerase II cis-regulatory region sequence-specific DNA binding
Source: RefSeq, a predicted model, not a curated record
AUGCCUGUUGAAAGGGGUGCAGGAGUAGGACCCGUCUCAAAGCAUCGGAUAAUGACACGGAUACGUCGGGAUACGGUCGGAUUGAGAAGAACUGCGAACGUUGAAUUGUACGCCACAGCGCUACCAUCCGGUACGGUAGAUUCGAUGGAAACUUCCAUCAUGAGCACAUCCGAUGAGGCACUAUCGACGGCCACCGGGGAGAUGGUGGUCGUGGAAGAUGUUUCGGUAACGAUUGAACAGCACCGCCGAUCGGUAUCGACGGUGCCACUGAUGAACGGUGGCAUUACCGUUACACUCGCGGCUAACGGCACAGUCACCGUGGACGAUGAGGAGGAGGACGAUGGUGUGGAUGGUGGCGAUAAUAAUAAGUACGAUGUAGCUGAUAAGGGUGGGAACGAUUUGCCUGCUAUUGAUUUUGCCAGCGCAACGAACCACAACAAUAUGGAAACGCAGACGGCGACGACGACGGCAACGCCAUCGGUCAUCAGCGCUGUCGACGAUGAUAAGAUGCGGUGCUACGCGUCGAACCCGGACGACGAUAACGAGACGGACGCGACGAUGAUGAUUGUGGAUUCUGUGGGCGCUACCGAAACGGCACACUGUAGCAGCGGCAGUAACAGCAAUAGUAGCAGCAGCAGUAGCAGCAGCACGAGCAGCUCCAGCAGCAGCAGCACAUCCGGGAGCAGCUUAUCCCACCACCACGACCACCAUCCGGAACCGGAAGAAGUCGAGGAGGCAGACGAGGAAGAUGGAGAAGACGAUGAAGAAGAAGAGGAAGAGGAAGAUGAAGAUGAAGCUCAACGGGAGGAAGAGCUUCACGAACCGGCCGAUCAUGUGGCAUCGUCCGUCGUGGAUGAGACAACCAGCGAGGACAAACAGCUGCACAUGAUGCAGACGGACGAUGAUCCGCUACUGCAGGAAACACUGAACGCAAUCAUGAAUGGGGCGGAAGGUAUCGAGGUGGUAAACACGUCCGGGGAGCACGAUCACGAUGUCAACGCGGUCAAAUCGGAUCCCAGCAUAGCGCGCGUAAUUGCGACCGAGCUAAACGGAACACGCCCGCUGAACGAUGAGAUCGACACGGAUCGAAACUACGAAUGUACGUACUGUGGGAAACUGUUUACCCGCUCAAACACGCUGGCGUACCAUCUGAAGGUACACACCGGGGAGCGCCCGUUCAAAUGCAAACAUUGCGCCAAAGCUUUUCGCGAGCAGUACAGGCUGAUGAAGCAUCUAAAGACCCACGCGAAGUAUCGCAACAGACGACUGGAACGAGAUCCGGCAGAACGGGUGAUGGUGACACCCGGACCGGGCGUUCGUGUCCAUCUGCAUCGGGGAGCAGCGGCUGCACUGUUAGCCAAUGGGCUCGUAGCGGCGGGAGAGGAAGACUACACUACCGGUGACAGUGAGCGAUUUUUCAAGAGUUACGAUCUUCCGGAUGGUUCCGUCGCGAUGAAACUCGAACCGGACAUUUCGCUGACGGAGGAUGCGGACGUUUCCGAGGUCGGUCCGGAAGCGAUGCUUACGACCGAGGAAGUGGAAACUGCUGAGGACCAUCAUCAACAGAUAGAGGAGGAGCACGUGGAGGAUCCAAACGAGGCCCAGGAAGAUGCUGGUGCUGGCGAAGGGAAUGAAAUUCGGUACCAAAUCAUUGAGGAAAGAAUUAAAUCGUUGCAGCGCGAGGUACAUCUGGUCAAUCAGAACCUGAACCGGGUCGAAUCCAAGGUGGAUGGAUUGACCCGAAUCAUUUCACUGUUUAUUGGGAAGUUUGAGGAUGAAGCUGAGCUGGCUAAUCAAGCUGCUCAGCUACAGCAACAGCAGCAACAGCAACAGGUACUUACAACCAUGUCGACCGAGAACGAGACGAUUGUUCCGGUGACAUCUCUAACCGUGGUGUCCCAGGCACAACAACACCCUUCUUCCACUUCCACAACUUCCCCAUCAAUUCAACCGAAAACAAUCUUCCUUACUUCAACAACUGCGCCACCACAAACUGCAGCAGCCACGGCUCAGGUUCAGGUUCAACCGGUGAGCGUCUACCAAACCGCUUCCUCUCCGAUUGCUCACCCGGCGCAUCCUCCAGCGCGGACCAAAGAGUCACGCACGGCCAGCACACAUCAUUACUAUCAAUUUGCCGAACCGUCAACAACGACGGUGGUACAAGUAAAACCGGAAGCUUCACCACCACCGUCGGCGAUGCAGGUUCGUUCACCGUCACCGACACCACCACCGCAACAAUCCGUACCCCAACAAACGCCAACACUGGCCGGUGGAAAUGGAAACGGCGGUGGAGCUGGUGGUGGAAAUCAGCUGCUCGAUACAUUCCCCGAGAUACCGGAGCUACCGAUAAGGACCGUGAGCGAAUUUCUCGACCUAAACGACCACUGUACGGAUAAUGAACAAUUCUUGCUGCAGAUGAUGAUUCGAUUACACCAGGAAAUACACAACUCGCAACCAUUCCAGCGGAACAUCAAGCGUAUGAUGGAAGCACUCGUCACCUACGAGGUUUUGUGCCAGUUCAGUUGGAGCGGUAAAUCGGCCAUUAAUGGACAGUACACCAAGUACGUGUUCGGGAACAGUUUGGGCAUUAUUGAUUUGCUGACGAAAACACUUAACCUCGGCAAAAGCGCACAGGAAGCGGAAGCGAACAAAAAACCCAUCUUUGCCGCCAUACAGAGCUUUAUUAAGCAUUCGAGACAGAAUAUGAUACGCGACAGCCGGAAGCGUCGGGAUCCGCGUGGCUUAGUGUUGACGGCAGGUGGCGAAGUGUUGGCAGGGAUGGUGGUGCCCGAUACCACCUCCGCUACCCUCUCGUACCACAUGAACGGUGGCGAACGAUUACAGAUCAAGCAGAUAAAAUCGGAACGACAUCAUCAUCAUCAGCAAGCGGAGCUGGUUAAUCCGUUCUAG